Messenger RNA from Asparagus officinalis (garden asparagus), 453 nucleotides. Its product is annotated as 60S ribosomal protein L23-like. The transcript has 3 exons. Gene Ontology annotation, biological process: translation. The coding region runs from base 1 to 453 and encodes 150 amino acids. Lineage: Eukaryota; Viridiplantae; Streptophyta; Magnoliopsida; Asparagales; Asparagaceae. Gene Ontology annotation, molecular function: structural constituent of ribosome; large ribosomal subunit rRNA binding. Gene Ontology annotation, cellular component: cytosolic large ribosomal subunit; ribosome. The record is from RefSeq and is a predicted model, not a curated record.
AUGUCGCUGAGUCUUUCGGUGGCUGCCACCGUGAACUGUGCCGAUAACACUGGAGCGAAGAACCUGUACAUCAUCUCGGUGAAGGGUAUCAAGGGGCGAUUGAAUAGGCUGCUGUCGGCUUGUGUCGGCGACAUGGUGAUGGCCAAAGUGAAGAAAGGAAAGCCUGAUUUGAGAAAGAAGGUGAUGUUUGCCAUCAUUAUGAGGCAGCGCAAGCCUUUUAGCCGAAAGGAUAGUGUCUACAUGUACAUUGAAGGUAUUAAUCUAUACUGCACAAACCGGAAGGAGAAAGUGGAGCUCACAAAUGGAGUCUCUCUCGGCAACAAGAAUGAGUUUCAACUUACUCAGCUCACUCAGGAUGUUUUGAUCAUAUGGGGAGAUCAUGAUCGUAUUUUCCCCUUAGAUAAAGCAGCUAAGGUCAAAGAGUAUGUUUCUGCCUACUUCUUUCAACAUUGA